UUACCACUGAGAGUGUGAGAAGAGAAAUAUACAGGCAGGUAAAUGAGGAAGCAAUGAAGGUGGUGGCAAGAGCCGAUGCACAAGCUUAGGAGGAAGUGGAUGACAAUGCAGCAGAUCUCAUUGGCCAUCCUGCUUUGUGUUUCCCUGGGCUGCUGUGUGGGUUCAUGGGGAUGGAGGUCGGCCACCGUUCUGACUUCCCCUUCUGCUCUGGGCUUGACUAGUUAUCUACAUGUAACUAUUGUUGUUUUGUGUUCCCUUGGUUCACCAUGUGUAUUUCACUUCCUUGUUUGUUAAGUUCCUCUUGUUUUAGUGUUUAAACCUUUUGUGUGUCUGUUUAUUGACCCCACCUGCUCCUCUAUGCCCCCUAGUUGGUAAUCAACCACUUAUUAGCCUUGUUGUCAGUGUAUUUAACUGUCUGUCUUUGGUCUGUUCCUCAGCUGCAUACAGUGGCUCAGUUGGUUUAGUUCCUGCGUCAUUCAGUGUCAUACUGCUUCCUUGAUCCGUACAUUUAUGGGCUGUAAUUCUGUAAUGUUUCUGAUUAGUUUAGUUAGUUCUUGGAUUACCUGGUUUUUAUUGGCUGUCAUGGUGCCUUUAUUUUCUGGUUCUCCGUCUGUGAUCUGUUUCCUUAAUAAACCUCUUUUGUUGAGAGUUGCUACAUGGAUCGUUCCUCCUUCGUGGUGGCCCAUCGUAACAGAUAAAGCAGGUGAAAGAUGAGCGAGGCGUCGUCUUCUGUGAGCAUAAUAGCAUCAAGGGUAGAUGGAAAUGGUACUGAAAAGCUGCCGAAUGAAGAAAACCCAAGGAAGUCUUUAGGAAUGGCGUCCAAAUGGAGGGUUAGUACCAGGAGUAAGGAGGGAGGAAGCAAAACAGGCCCUAGAAAGAAUGAAGAGUCUCAUCAGGACGCGAUGAAAUACCAGUGGAAGUCAGGGGAAGAUUUUAGGGGAAGAUGAGUAGUUGUGUUGUAGGAUCUGAUGCAGUAGAUCUAUGAGCAGGAAAAAAUAUCAAAGGAGAGGAAGUGUGAUUAUACUCCUUUAUAAGGCGAAGGGAGACAUUCAGAACUGUGCAAUUUAUAGAGGGAUAAAGCUGAUGUCACACAGGACGAAGAUCUGGGAAAAGGUUAUAUAGAGAAGGCUAAGGGUAGAGACCACAAUAGGGACGGAGCAGUUGGGUCGAUGCCAGGCAAAGGAACAGCUUCGUGUAAUUUUUGCAGUAUGACAACUCAUGCAGAAGCAUCUGGAAAAACAGAGAAGCCUGUGCAUGGUGUUUAUUUGGGGAAGGCUUAUGAUUGGCUGCUGUGUCAAGAGGUCUGGAGGUAUAUGAGGGAGAAAGGAAACGCAUGUGAGUAUUGUCUUGGAGAUGUAGGAGGGAGUGUCGGAGUAACAAACAAGUUUCCAGUUAGAGCUGGGCUCCACCAGGAAGCCUCUUUAAACUCUUUCUUCUUUAAUCUGGACAUACAUGUCUUGACUUUUGGGAUGAAUGACCGUUCUCCCUUUUGCAUUCGUUUUGCUUAUGACAUUGAGUUGUGUAGCAAAAGUCAGAAUACUUGAGGUUUAUUUGUAAUCAGGAUUCAGAGGUUAUUCUACAUUACCUGUAGAAAAGAGUUGGUAAGUUUAAAUACGGUCAGUGGUAGCCUAAGGUGAAUGUUGCAUGCAGAGAUAAACUGUUGGGUGCAGUGAUGCUGGAACAAUUGGAAGAAGGUAUCAGGGGAAUUAUAGGAUCGUGGAAUCAAUCUGAAGCUAAAAGGCAAGGUUUCUAUAAUAGGGGUGAGACAGCAAUGAUGUACAGAGCAGAGACAUGGAUGGUGGAGGGUUCGCAGGAAAAGAAGCUGCAUGUGGAAGAAAUGAGAAUCGUUAACGUGGAUGCGUGCAGUUAUUAAAUGGCUCCAUGGCCAAAUCUAAUCAUCGAUAAACCUUCUUGGGAAGCCCUGGAGUGCAUGUGUAUCUACUAUAAAAACCUGAAGGGUUUCCUUUGUGAAGACCGGUCCAAUAGCCCACCACACACAGCUGAGGACUUCUAUUCAGCACUCCUAGAAGACCUGAAACUGUUGUGAAGGCAAAGAGUGGCUCUAUUCCUUAUCGUGUCCUUGAUAUUAAAUUGAGAGGCAUUUCUGUUAUUGUGUAAAACCAUUGUUCAUCCACUGUUAAGUUUUCAUGGAAUUAUUCGACAAUUUGUUUUUGUUAUUUCAAGUCAAAUCAGAUUUUGCUUAAAUUUAACAUUUUGAGUUGUACCGAAUCCAUCAAUUCCGUUGUAUUAUAUUUGACAGUACCUACAGUCCCACCGAUGAUGAGACCGACCUUGAGAAUUUUGGACCAUGCAUAUAUGAGAGACAUGGAACUCUGUUCCUGCCUGUAUUUUUUUCCCUGCUCUUCGUGUUCGGGGUGACCAGCAAUGGCCUCGUCAUGUGGGUCAUCCUGAUGUCUGUGAAGCUGCUGAGCAUCACUGACAUCUGCCUCCUGAACCUGGCCGUGGCGGAUCUUCUGCUGCUCAUCACCCUUCCCUUCCUGGCCCAUUACUCAAGAGCGGACUGGGUCUUUGGGUCUGGCAUGUGCAAAGUCGUCAUGGGCAGCUACUACAUCGGCUUCAACAGCAGCAUCUUUUUCGUCGUGAUCAUGAGCAUCGACCGGUACCUGGCUGUAGUUCAUGCUGUGAAGUCCCUCAGAACCAUGUCACACAAAUAUCGAGUCAUCAUGAUCAUCAUAACCUGGGUUAUAGGACUUUUGGCUUCAUUUCCUGAAUUAACGCUCAUUGACAUUUCUCAACAAGAUAACACAAGUUUGUGUCAAGUAAGUUAUAAGAGUGAACCAUUCCUGAGAGUAUUUAGCCUGUUUAAGAUGAAUGUUACCAGCCUCCUGAUUCCAUUUUUCAUCAUGGUCUUUUGCUACUCGAUGAUCCUCAGGAGAAUACUCCUCUGCAAGUCAACAAACAGGAAGACCGUCCGCCUCGUGCUGUUGGUGGUUCUGGUGUUUUUCUGCUGCUGGACCCCAUACAAUGUUGCAUCAUUCUUCCAGGCAUUAGAAGUGCUCGACAUCUACACGUCAUGUAAAUCCAGCAGAGCCAUUCAGUUGAGCCUGCAGGUGACGGAGGCUGUAGCCUACUCCCACACCUGCUUAAACCCCAUCAUUUACGUCUUUGUGGGGGAGAAGUUCAGGAGGCAGCUGUUUAAACUUAUGAACAGGAUGCCCUGCAUGAAAAAUAAAUUCUUGAUUUCCACUACCGCAUCACAGCGGUUCCAGAGAAGCAGAGUUGAACGAUCCAGUAUAAUUACGAAUGUCACUUCUUUUUAAACAUCAUACCCAAGCAAUAUCAUAGAAAUAUUUUUUUUCAAGUAUUCAAUUUGGUCUAUAACGAAAUACUAGAUUGAACUUUUUUUUUAUUACCUCUGCAAAAAUCUUAUGUAUAUCCAUGAAAUUGUUCUUUAAUAAAUAAAACA
Molecule: messenger RNA, 3427 nt
Organism: Brienomyrus brachyistius
Lineage: Eukaryota; Metazoa; Chordata; Actinopteri; Osteoglossiformes; Mormyridae
Product: C-C chemokine receptor type 4-like
Exons: 2
Coding region: 2397-3281 (294 amino acids)
Biological process (GO): immune response; G protein-coupled receptor signaling pathway; chemotaxis
Cellular component (GO): membrane
Molecular function (GO): chemokine receptor activity
Source: RefSeq, a predicted model, not a curated record